Messenger RNA from Coffea arabica (coffee), 1677 nucleotides. The record is from RefSeq and is a predicted model, not a curated record. NCBI's taxonomy places the organism in Eukaryota, Viridiplantae, Streptophyta, Magnoliopsida, Gentianales, Rubiaceae.
AUGAGUACCCAUCCAGAACCAUCUGAUAGGCCCGCAACGAUAUCAUCAACUGAUUUGGCGAAUCUAGGAGCUCAGCUGAGCGAAGUUCUCAACCAAUUUAAUGAGCUAAGCGUUGAAAUGAUUGUCCAACGGCGCGUAAUCGAUCAAUUGGUAGCUAGUGGUGCUAGCGGUGAACAACAUGAGCCCUUACCCCCUGGCCAAUCUGAAAUUCAACCCAUAUUCUUACCUUAUACUCAAACCUCUGUUACUUCACAAGUUAUAAACCCACCUGAGGAAGCCUUUACUUAUCCCAUUCAUGGCCCGCCACCUACUUAUGCACCUCACAUCCAAACUAACCCUCCUCAUGUCCCAAUUCCCCAAAAUUAUCCGCCAAUUACUAUGAGCAUGCCAUUCGAACCACAGGGACCCCAUUAUUACUCCGCCGCUGAGCCAUUCACCCUAGAUACCGCCGCUCAAAGGAAAGCUGAAGCUGGGGAGUCAUCCGCACCAGUGGACAAAAAUUUACUAAAGAGAUUAGAUCGGUUUGAGGAGUUUAUAAGAAAAUGCCAAGGUGUGAACAAGCAAGGAGGUCUAGACUACAACAAACUAUGCCUGUUUUCGGAUAUGCAAUUGCCAGUGGGUUUCAAAGCACCCAAAUUUACCAAGUACGACGGAACGGGGAAUCCCAAGACUCACCUUCGAAUGUUUGCGAACAAGCUAGGGAGACCAAUAGACGAAGAGAAUCUGCCGGUACACUUAUUUCCCGAGAGUCUAGAAGACGACGCAUUGGAUUGGUAUUCCAAUUUGAAGUCUGAGGAUAUGAGAUCUUGGCUGGAUUUGUCGACCGCUUUUGUGAGGCAGUAUGAAUACAAUUGCGAGUUCGCUCCGACGAGGACCACAUUGGAGAGGACCAAAAGGAAACCAUCGGAAGACCAUAAGACAUAUGCGAAGAGAUGGAGGAAAUUGGCCGCCAAGGUGGAGCCUCCUAUGACUGAAAACGAGAUUGUUCGCACGUUCAUCAAAACUCAUGACUCGCCUUACUUUGAGGAGAUUUUUCGAAUGACAAGGUGUUCCUUUGCAGAGAUUGUCAAUAAAUUGGAAGAAUAUGACGAGUUUAUGAGAGCAGGGAAAAUUGUUAAUGUUUCAGCUUUGAAGUCACAGUUGGAAGCCAUGCAAAGCCAAAGUAACAGUAGUAAGAAGUCUCAAUUUAAGAAGAAAGACGAGGAAGCCUCUUUUGUUUGGAACCAGGGAUCUUCUUCCCGGCCUAGAUACCAACAAAAUCCCGCCUACUCACCUCGUUACUUAUACCAACAACGCCCCCGCCCUGUUUACAAUACCACUAUCAACCACCCCCAUCCUCGACCAAAUUACCCAAACACACCAUCAACGCCAUUUCACAUUUCCCCACCAAACUUUCAAAUUAGACCUCACCCUCCUUUUAACCCAAGACCUAUUCCACCCCCUAACCCAAACUACCAGUACCAACAAACCCAUGAUACCCAAAAUCCAACCCCAUACCGAACCUUUACCAAUCUAAGUCGACCUGUUGACCAGUUGUACAAGCAAUUAAAAGCUGCUAGGAAGAUUGGUAUGGUACCCCCUAAGACCUAUUCCAAGGGAUUUCCCAUUGGUUAUGAUCCUCAGUCAUUUUGUGCUUAUCAUUCGGGAGCCCCUGGACAUUCAACGGCCAAUUGCUGA